GUAACCGGAAACCUUCAAAGAAUCAAGAGUUCAUAGUAGAGAAUCAGAGCAGUUCAGAGAGGUUUGCGCUGCGGUUUUAUUGUAUAUGUGUGUGAAUGAGCUGUAUUGUGUACUUUUGAGAGAGAAUCGGUAGAAAUAGAGCAUGAGCGCCCAUCACGAGUCGGAGCCGAAGCUGUACCGCUACAGCAGGACGGUUUGCGGUGUCUUCACUCAGGUCCUGUGCGCGCUGUUCAGCGUCUUCAUCACUGUUCUGAGCAGACCUGGGUCCAGUCUGUUCUCAUGGCAUCCGUUUCUGAUGACCCUCGCUUUCUCCUUCUUCAUGACCGAAGCCAUUCUGCUGUUCAACCCUUAUUCCUCUCCCAUCAAGAAGCUGAAGCACAAGACUAAAGGCCGCUUGCACUGGAUCCUGCAGGGUUUGUGUGUUUGCUGCGCGGCUGCAGGUCUGGCCGCCAUCUUUUACAACAAAAGCCUGAACGACAAGCCUCACUUCACCUCAUGGCACGGGUUGAUAGGAGUGUUAACGGUCUCUGUCGUGGGGCUGCAGUCGCUCGGAGGGCUUCCGCUCCUCUAUCCCAAACUGGCCAAAGGCUGGUCGCUGGCUAAACUGAAGCGCUACCACGCCGCCUCCGGUUUACUCACGUACCUGCUGGGCAGCUUGAGCUUGUUUCUCGGGCUGUGUUCGGCGUGGUUCAGCAGCAGCGUGAGCGGGUACGUCUGGUACCUGGCUGUCCUCUGUCCCGUUCUGUGCGCUCUGGUCGUUAUGAAUCAGGUAACGAAUGCUUACAUGGCCCGCAAACCAAUGCAGUACUGAAACAAGACACUCAAGGCUUGCAAACCUGGAAUGAUACAGACAUUUAAGUGGACCAGAGUUGGAAGUUACUGAGCUAAUUUUAUUGUUAAUUAUGUAAACGUUCUUUAAAACAUUUUUAUAACAGGUUUAUAUUCUUGAAAGCAUUUCAGUUGUGUUGCUAGCAUGUAUUUGGUGCAAAUAUCUUUGGAAAUGACUAAAGGCAACUCAUUUUUCUUAAAUGCAAGGAUCAAUGUGUUUAUUAAAUUGUUAUAGUUUUUAUGCAUUUAUUUUUUUCAUUCAUCAGUGCCAGUCUACCCAUUUCUGUUCAAUUAAACAAUUGCCGAUCAUGCAUGAAAA
Molecule: messenger RNA, 1147 nt
Organism: Carassius gibelio (silver crucian carp)
Lineage: Eukaryota; Metazoa; Chordata; Actinopteri; Cypriniformes; Cyprinidae
Gene: cyb561d2
Product: transmembrane reductase CYB561D2
Exons: 3
Coding region: 143-811 (222 amino acids)
Cellular component (GO): endoplasmic reticulum
Molecular function (GO): transmembrane monodehydroascorbate reductase activity
Source: RefSeq, a predicted model, not a curated record